Molecule: messenger RNA, 748 nt
Organism: Cynara cardunculus var. scolymus (artichoke)
Lineage: Eukaryota; Viridiplantae; Streptophyta; Magnoliopsida; Asterales; Asteraceae
Exons: 2
Coding region: 1-654 (217 amino acids)
Source: RefSeq, a predicted model, not a curated record
AUGGAUUUCAACGGACCUGAACCAAUUCACCAACAAGAAGACAGAGAAUGCCUCCUCAUGAACACCUACGGCGGCAUCCCGUCGGUGAAGGUUGUGGAAUACAUGCUGUCAUCCAUGUCCAACGAACUUCUCUGCAAGUUUCCCGACAACUCCGCCUUCGAUUUCGACUACACCCAGAGCUCAAUUUGGUCGCCGUUAGUCCCCCACCCUUCCAACCCAUCAUCACCGGCGCCGGAUCUGCAGAGGAAGCUUUCGUACGACGAUGAUGAACACGGCAGCGACGGGAUGGUCUGGCACAGCGGAGACACCAGUACGGCGGCGGUGAUGAUGAAGAAACUGACGGCAAAUAUCAAGGAUAAGAUUGCAGAUUCGUGUGUGUUUAGUUGCUUCAGAAUUCAUCCCAAAAUUGGGAAGAAGAAGAUGGUGAUGAUGAAGAGAAGGAGGAACAGCUUCAGAGGGUUUGAUCAAUUGGGACCGAUUUCUUCGGAUUCUUCUGGUGUUGUUGCAGAUUCUGGUUGUUCCUCCCCAAAUCAAAGAAAGGGAUGGAAGAAGGUUUUGAAGGCAGCAUCAAAGCAAUUCAAGAAGACGAUGAAGAAGAAAGAGUCUGGUGUUCAUCUCAAGCUCUCCAAUGGCUUCUCUCAUUUUUCUUGUUAAUUAUUUAUAAUUAAUUAAUUAAUUUUGUUGGAAAUGACUUGUAUUCCACGUGUAAUUUAUGUUUUUCUAAUAAUUUUGUCUCGGUUUUUUGUUC